AUGAACACCAUUGCUGCUGAAGAGAACAAUGAUUCUAUCAACUAUAUUGGAUUCAAUCAGGACUCGAAGUGAGAUAUUUCAUAAAAUAAAUCAACAAUUUGAUACUGUUACGGACUUGGGUUAACCCAAGCUGAUGAAUAGACAGAAUAAGAGAGAGGGUGGGAAUCAGAGUCAGCAUAAGACUCUGAGACCUGAUUAACUGUACGAGUGCGAUACUCUAGCUAACUACUGAUGAUGAGACUCUGCGUGACACUGAGUGAGGGUUCGUCCUCUAAAGGAGGGCGACAGAAAAUGAUGAAAUAUAAGUGAUGAUAAAACAUAACCUAGCGGGUCGAUCACAGCUAGAUCAAACUGGAAUUAUCAUACAUCUAGAACGACGCAACACAUACACUUCCAAUUUCAGGGUAAUUUGUGUCGGACACAAGGAUGGCUACAUGUUCUACAAGACGGUGGACAUCCUCGACAACGCGACACUCACCUAUGAAGGAGAGAAUCUGACCCGUAAGUUUUCACAGAAAGAUGGUAAUUGUUGAACUUCCCGAAAUGUUCAGAUCUCGGGCUCAAUAACUGUCUGCUCGUGGAGCGCCUUUUCUCGUCGGCGCUGAUGGUGGUGAUCUCGCAGAAGGAUCCGAGAGUCCUGCACGUUUAUCACUUCACCAGCCGCAACAUCAUCUGUGACCACCGCUUCAACAAAUCCGUCCUCACAGUGAGACUGAACAGAGACGUAAGUUCCACCUGGUCAAUCAGUAAUAUAAUUGGUCGCCGACAGAGGAGAUUAGUAAUAUAAUUGGUGGUCUACAGAGAAUCGUCGUGUGCCUGGAAGACUGCAUCUAUAUUUACAACCUGAAGGACAUGAAAAUGAUGCACAACAUUAUGGACACCCCGAUGAACAAGCUCGGAGUCCUGGACCUCACGAGCAAUGCCGGCAACGCGGUCAUCGCGUUUCCGGGAAGCACAGACACAGGAUCUGUGCACCUGUUCGAUGCGAUCAAUCUGUCCUCGGUGAACACGUUCGUGGCUCACGAGGGAACUCUCGCCUGCCUGAAGUUCAACCAGGAAGGAACGAUGAUCGCCACUGCCAGCACGAAGGGAACCGUCAUCCGCGUCUACUCGGUGCCCAAUGGAAGCCGUCUUUUCGAGUUUCGACGCGGAGUCUCUCGCUGUGUGACCAUCUAUUCUCUGUGCUUCUCCGCGGACUCCAAGUACCUUUCCUCGUCAUCGAACACUGAAACAGUGCAUGUUUUCAAGCUCGAAAAGACUGACAGCGCCGACACAAAACAGUUAGUUUCCAUUCAUUAGCAGUCUUUUAUUUCAUUCACUUUGCAGAGAAUCCUCGAGUGAAGGUGGAGGCUGGUUCGACACCAUCAACAAGACUUUGUCGGCUUACAUGCCGUCGCAAGUCCUGCAAGUGAGUGAGCUGAUGACGACGGAGCGAAGCUUCGCCACCGCCAAACUUCCAGGCGCCACGAGAAGCAAUCAAGUCUCACUUGUCACGUAAGUACUCACAUCCGUAUAGCGAAGUCUCAAAGCAAUCGUUUAUUUCAGUCACAAGAACCAGCAAUACGUGAUGGCCGCCACUUCCGACGGCUUCGUGUACGCGUACCGUCUGGAUCCAGAAGGCGGAGAACUCGAUCUCAUCAAGCAGCACCGCAUCGGACCCAAAUCGGACACUUGCCGUGUCAGCCCGACUUCCACAAGCGGAGGAUCGAGCGGAGCGAACAGUUUGGAACCAAAAAGUAGUGACGACGCGAAAAGUGAUAGAUUUGUGUGAUCAAGUGUCCAUUUAGACCAAGUGGUUCCGAACAUGGAUGACCCGGACGACUUCCCACCGAUGAGCCAUACGAGCGGCUGA
Messenger RNA from Caenorhabditis sp. 36 PRJEB53466, 1852 nucleotides. The record is from the annotation of a GenBank genome assembly. Lineage: Eukaryota; Metazoa; Nematoda; Chromadorea; Rhabditida; Rhabditidae.